Molecule: messenger RNA, 1806 nt
Organism: Toxoplasma gondii ME49
Lineage: Eukaryota; Apicomplexa; Conoidasida; Eucoccidiorida; Sarcocystidae
Exons: 13
Coding region: 37-1506 (489 amino acids)
Biological process (GO): response to pheromone; G protein-coupled receptor signaling pathway
Source: RefSeq, a predicted model, not a curated record
GUCAAGUUACGCAGCUCUCGUCUCAUCCCCACUCUCAUGCCCUCCCAAAUCAAAAUGGGUGAAGAAAAUCUCCGCGUCCUAGCGGAUGCCCAGGGUGGGGUUCUGCCGCGGACUUUGAAGUUCCGGCCUCCUUUCUCCUCGCUUGUCUCACCCGCAAGUCUCCACUUUUUCGUCGUCUUUUCUCUGUUUCUCGUCGUAAAUCUCUGUCUGCCUGGUCACCGCUCUGGGGAGAACUCCGAGUCUCCUUCCUACGCUCUCCACGCCGAAGCCAAAAAAGUUCUUGGCUUAGCUCGGGGGGGAACCUACGAGCCUGUCGCCGACUUUUGCUUUUCAAUCCCAGAGGGACAGAAAGGUCGAAUCAUGGCUCAAACUAUGGUUAGUGCGACUGGACAUGAGCUCGUCAUUCUCAACAAGACAGAAAGCGAGGUUCUCGCAGGUCUCAGACGCGACAUUGAAAGCGGCGCCGGCGAGACGCCUGUCUGCCACAAACUCAUCAACAGCGCGCGCGUACGAGAACCUCUCGUCGGAGGUGUGCCGAUGGAGUUCCGAGACAGCACUCCUUCCCUCUACGCCAUGGACCUCGCGGUGGACUCCAACGUCAAUGAACAACACAUCACAGUGUGGAUUACUCGAUGCAGAAACAAUGCGCCAGUCGACGCCAUGUACCACCUGCAGUUCACGAAUCCUGGUGGAUUCUGGGAGCGGCAUUUCUCUUGCGAAGACCGAGGUCUCCUGCCCCUCUAUCUUAUGGCCUUGGUCGUGUGUGCCCUAAGCAGCCUGGCUUCGCUCUCAAGCUGGCGAGCAUUGGAAAGAAGCUCCUCGUCUCCCGUUCCGUCUCUCUCUGCCGGGAGUCUCUGUGCGGUCAUUCUGUUCUCUCUUUCUGUUCUCCUCAACACCAUCCACCUUCUCGUCUACGCAUCUGACGGAGGAGGCAUCGGCGUAUUAAAAUUUCUCUCCCAGUUUUUCGACGCUUGCAUGCGUUGCUUGCUGUUCGUUCUCAUCGCCUCUGUGGCGACGCGUUCGUCUUCUGGAGGUCCCGCAAUCGCCGAGCAGUAUCACGCCUUGGCAGUGAUGGCGGCGGCGAUCUACGUACUUUGUCAGCUGGUUUACAACGUCGCUGAGUCUCAGGCGUACACUCAUCUAUCCGCCUACUUUUGCCUGCGCACAGUCUGGGGUGUCCCUUUCAUGCUCGGAAAUGCCAUUGCCGCAGGCUUCGUCCUUCUCGUCUGCGUCAACAAUGCGCUGUUUGCUGGAGACGCGGCGAACCGGCGCUUUCAGACGAACUUCGCAACAGGCUGCCUCGUCUACUUUAUCGUACCUCUUGUCCUUGUCCUUGGAACGAACGGCUCUUCGUUGACAGACUCCGCCACCAUGCUCCUCCUCGAGUUCGUCGCUGCACACAUUCUCCAGAGACUUCUCUGUCGGCCGCCAGGUGGCGCCGUCGGCUCCGGAGCGAAGGGUCUCCCCGCCUCUCUGCAGGAAGCGCAUCCGUACACUGGCAUUUGAGAGCGUUUUUCCUUGUCUUUCCCUCUUCCAAAUCCUCUAGGCCUCGCCAAGGGAUCCGCGCAUCCUUGCGUCGUUUCUCGAAGCCGUUUUCCUGUCCGUUUGUCUGUCUUCCUCUCUGGAGCGCGCUGGGGCUCCCCAGACCUGCUGAUGGUGUUCUUUCCCUUUCCUCGGUGUCUCGCUUCCAGUCCCCUCUCCAUCUUUUCAUCUUGUCCGUCUCCUCUGAAGUACGUCGUGGUUUCGAUUUCUCCGAAGAACUGCACUGUGUUGCGUAGGAAUGCAUCGCGAGUCCGACGCGGCUGG